Molecule: messenger RNA, 7748 nt
Organism: Arvicanthis niloticus (Nile rat)
Lineage: Eukaryota; Metazoa; Chordata; Mammalia; Rodentia; Muridae
Gene: Rere
Product: arginine-glutamic acid dipeptide repeats
Biological process (GO): regulation of DNA-templated transcription
Cellular component (GO): nucleus
Molecular function (GO): sequence-specific DNA binding; chromatin binding; transcription corepressor activity
Source: RefSeq, a predicted model, not a curated record
UCCCCGCCUCCUUCCCCGAGCCUCGUUCCCUCACGCGCUCCCCAUCUUGUCUCCGCCUCGUUUUCUCUCCUAGUUGAGGGGAAGGAAAAAAAAAAAAAACCUACCAUCCUCCUGUGGGAGCCUCUCGCCCUCUGGAAAAAAAAAAAAAAUCCACAAAACCAGAGAUGGUCCUGGGCUCCCACUGCUGAAGGCUUGGCCCACCCGAGGAGGUCGAAGUCCCGGCAGGGAAGCCCCGCAGCCCCCCGGCGUCGUAUCCCCGCGGGCCGGCUUCUUCGGCCCCGCGCCCACCGCCCUCGGUCCGUCGCUGGCCCCCGGGCCUCCCACCCAGUUCCUGCACUUUCCCCGGAGCCGGGCCGCCACCCCUCUCAUUGAUGGUGUAGCGCCUGAGGGGAAGCAUUUUUGAAACGUUGGGGUUGUUGGAGUGGUUGGAUUUUCCCUGGAAUUGAGUGAGAAAUUCAGAAGACUGAAGCCCAGGCUCACUGUCUACCUUUCACGGAGGCCUAGCCGUGAGAGGACAGAAGAAGGCACGUGGAGAAUCAUGACAGCUGACAAAGAUAAAGACAAAGACAAAGAGAAGGACCGGGACCGGGAUCGGGACCGAGAGAGAGAUAAAAGAGACAAAGCAAGAGAGAGCGAGAAUGCCCGUCCUCGAAGGAGCUGCACCUUGGAGGGAGGAGCCAAGAACUAUGCUGAGAGUGAUCACAGCGAGGACGAAGACAAUGACAACAACAGCGCCACCACGGAGGAGUCCACCAAGAAGAGCAGGAAAAAACCUCCCAAAAAAAAGUCUCGCUAUGAGAGGACAGACACUGGAGAGAUAACAUCUUACAUCACUGAGGAUGACGUUGUCUACAGACCGGGAGACUGUGUGUAUAUCGAGAGUCGUCGGCCAAACACACCGUAUUUCAUCUGCAGCAUCCAAGACUUCAAGCUGGUCCACAACUCCCAGGCCUGUUGCAGAUCUCCAGCUCCUGCUCUGUGUGACCCCCCAGCAUGCUCUCUGCCGGUGGCAUCACAGCCGCCACAGCACCUUUCUGAAGCCGGGAGAGGGCCUGUAGGGAGUAAGAGGGACCAUCUACUCAUGAACGUCAAAUGGUACUACCGUCAGUCUGAAGUUCCAGAUUCUGUCUAUCAGCAUUUGGUUCAGGAUCGGCAUAAUGAAAACGACUCUGGAAGAGAACUUGUCAUCACAGAUCCAGUCAUCAAGAACCGGGAGCUCUUCAUUUCGGAUUAUGUUGACACCUACCAUGCCGCUGCUCUGAGAGGGAAGUGUAACAUCUCCCAUUUUUCUGACAUAUUUGCGGCUCGAGAAUUUAAAGCCCGAGUGGACUCAUUUUUCUACAUAUUAGGCUACAACCCUGAGACAAGGAGGCUGAAUAGUACCCAAGGGGAAAUUCGAGUUGGCCCUAGCCACCAGGCCAAACUUCCAGAUUUGCAACCAUUUCCUUCUCCAGAUGGUGAUACAGUGACUCAGCAUGAGGAACUUGUCUGGACACCUGGAGUCAGCGACUGUGACCUCCUCAUGUACCUGAGGGCAGCAAGGAGCAUGGCAGCAUUUGCAGGGAUGUGUGAUGGAGGUUCCACAGAGGAUGGCUGUGUCGCAGCAUCUCGGGAUGACACCACUCUCAAUGCACUGAACACGCUACAUGAAAGCAGUUAUGACGCCGGCAAAGCCCUGCAGCGCCUGGUGAAGAAGCCUGUGCCCAAGCUGAUCGAGAAGUGCUGGACAGAGGAUGAAGUGAAACGCUUCGUUAAGGGCCUCCGACAAUACGGCAAGAACUUCUUCCGAAUCAGAAAGGAGCUGCUUCCCAAUAAGGAAACCGGAGAACUGAUUACCUUCUAUUACUACUGGAAGAAAACACCAGAAGCAGCCAGCUCCCGUGCCCACCGCCGGCACCGCAGGCAGGCCGUGUUCAGAAGAAUUAAGACGCGCACAGCAUCCACCCCUGUGAACACACCCUCCAGACCGCCAUCCAGUGAAUUCUUGGACCUGAGCUCAGCUAGUGAGGAUGACUUUGACAGCGAGGACAGCGAGCAGGAGCUGAAGGGGUACGCCUGCCGUCACUGCUUCACCACCACCUCCAAAGACUGGCACCACGGGGGCCGAGAAAACAUCUUGCUGUGCACAGACUGCCGCAUCCACUUCAAGAAGUACGGUGAGCUGCCACCCAUCGAGAAGCCUGUGGACCCCCCACCCUUCAUGUUCAAGCCCGUCAAGGAGGAGGACGAUGGGCUCAGUGGGAAACAUAGCAUGAGGACACGGCGGAGUCGGGGCUCGGGGCAGAUGUCUACACUACGCAGUGGUCGGAAGAAGCAGCCCACCAGUCCUGAUGGUCGUGCCUCACCCAUCAAUGAAGACAUCCGAUCGAGUGGCCGGAACUCCCCCAGUGCGGCUAGCACUUCCAGCAAUGACAGUAAAGCAGAGACAGUGAAGAAGUCAGCCAAGAAGGUGAAGGAAGAGGCUGCAUCCCCUCUAAAGAGUACCAAGCGCCAGCGGGAGAAGGUGGCCUCUGACACAGAAGACACUGAUAGGACCACCUCCAAAAAGACAAAGACUCAGGAGAUCAGCCGCCCCAACUCUCCCUCUGAAGGUGAGGGGGAGAGUUCAGACAGUCGCAGUGUGAACGAUGAGGGCAGCAGUGACCCGAAAGACAUCGACCAGGAUAACCGCAGCACGUCUCCCAGUAUCCCCAGCCCUCAGGAUAAUGAGAGCGACUCAGACUCCUCAGCUCAGCAGCAGAUGUUGCAGGCCCAGCCCCCAGCCUUGCAAGCUCCCAGUGGGGCUGCCUCGGCCCCCUCUACAGCCCCUCCAGGGACACCCCAGCUUCCCACCACAGGGCCCACACCCUCUGCCACUGCAGUCCCUCCACAGGGCUCCCCUGCAGCCUCACAGCCCCCUAACCAGACUCAAUCUACAGUGGUACCUGCAGCCCACACCCACAUCCAGCAGACACCUACCCUGCACCCACCUCGGCUGCCCUCACCUCAUCCUCCACUGCAGCCUAUGACUGCACCGCCUAGCCAGAACUCUGCACAACCUCACCCCCAGCCCUCCUUGCAUGGUCAGGGCCCACCCGGCCCUCACGGCCUACAGACUGGACCCCUAUUACAGCACCCAGGGCCGCCUCAGCCCUUUGGUCUUCCUCCCCAACCCUCCCAAGGUCAGGGCCCUUUGGGCACCUCCCCAGCAGCAGCUCAUCCUCACAGCGCCAUACAGCUUCCAGCAUCCCAGUCAGCACUGCAGCCCCAACAGCCCCCAAGGGAACAGCCCUUGCCUCCUGCCCCUUUAGCCAUGCCUCACAUCAAACCCCCUCCCACCACACCAAUUCCCCAGCUUCCAGCACCACAGGCCCACAAACAUCCACCUCACCUCUCAGGCCCCUCCCCCUUCUCCAUGAAUGCCAACCUGCCACCCCCUCCAGCCCUGAAGCCCCUGAGCUCACUGUCCACACACCACCCUCCCUCAGCCCACCCCCCACCCUUACAGCUCAUGCCUCAGAGCCAGCCCUUGCCCUCUUCACCUGCCCAGCCACCUGGGCUGACCCAGAGCCAGAGCCUACCACCCCCUGCUGCCUCCCAUCCUACCACCGGCCUCCACCAGGUGCCCUCCCAAUCCCCAUUCCCCCAGCACCCUUUCGUACCUGGAGGCCCCCCUUCCAUCACCCCACCCUCCUGCCCCCCGACCUCCACCUCUCCUGCUGGGCCCAGCUCCUCAUCACAGCCGCCCUGCUCUGCUGCGGUGUCUUCUGGAGGCAGUGUUCCAGGGGCGCCAUCUUGCCCACUUCCUGCUGUGCAGAUCAAAGAGGAGGCUCUGGAUGAAGCAGAGGAGCCAGAGAGCCCUCCUCCACCCCCCAGGAGCCCAUCCCCUGAGCCCACUGUAGUGGACACCCCCACCCACGCUAGCCGUAAUGCCAGGUUCUACAAACACCUGGACCGGGGCUACAAUUCGUGUGCACGGACAGACCUGUACUUCAUACCUCUGGCUGCAUCCAAACUAGCCAAGAAGAGGGAGGAAGCCAUUGAGAAGGCCAAGCGGGAGGCUGAACAGAAAGCCCGAGAGGAACGGGAGCGGGAGAAAGAGAAGGAAAAAGAGCGAGAACGGGAGAGAGAACGGGAACGGGAGGCAGAGCGUGCUGCUCAGAAGGCAUCUAGCUCAGCACAUGAAGGCCGUCUGAGUGACUCUCAGCUCAGUGGUCCAGGUCACAUGCGACCCUCCUUCGAGCCACCACCGACCACAAUUGCUGCUGUGCCCCCAUAUAUUGGGCCUGACACACCUGCCCUCCGGACACUGAGCGAAUAUGCUCGGCCCCAUGUCAUGUCUCCCACCAACCGCAAUCACCCCUUCUACAUGCCCCUUAAUCCCACUGACCCCCUGCUGGCUUACCACAUGCCUGGCCUGUACAAUGUUGACCCCACCAUCCGGGAGCGGGAGCUCCGAGAGCGUGAGAUCAGAGAGCGCGAGAUCCGGGAGCGGGAAUUGCGGGAGAGGAUGAAGCCAGGCUUUGAGGUGAAGCCCCCAGAGCUGGACCCCCUGCACCCAGCCACCAACCCCAUGGAGCAUUUUGCCCGGCACAGCGCCCUCACCAUUCCUCCUGCAGCCGGCCCCCACCCCUUUGCCUCUUUCCACCCUGGCCUCAACCCUUUGGAUCGGGAGAGACUGGCGCUGGCAGGUCCUCAGCUGCGGCCUGAGAUGAGUUACCCAGACAGACUGGCAGCCGAGCGCAUCCAUGCAGAGCGCAUGGCGUCACUUACCAGCGACCCCCUGGCACGGCUGCAGAUGUUCAAUGUCACGCCACACCAUCACCAGCACUCACACAUCCACUCCCACCUCCACCUCCACCAGCAGGACCCUCUCCACCAAGGUUCAGCAGGCCCAGUUCACCCCCUGGUUGACCCCCUGACUGCUGGCCCUCACUUAGCUCGCUUCCCCUACCCUCCGGGCACCCUCCCUAAUCCUCUACUUGGACAGCCCCCCCAUGAGCACGAGAUGCUGCGCCACCCAGUUUUUGCAGAGCCUGUUUUGCGCUUGGCAGGCACCCCCUAUCCCCGAGACCUGCCUGGGGCUAUUCCACCCCCCAUGUCAGCAGCCCACCAGCUUCAGGCCAUGCAUGCCCAGUCAGCCGAGCUACAGAGACUAGCCAUGGAACAGCAGUGGCUGCACGGACAUCCACACAUGCAUGGUGGCCAUCUACCAAGUCAGGAGGAUUACUACAGUCGACUGAAGAAAGAAGGUGACAAGCAGUUAUAAGUUAUUUAUUCGUUAAUGCUGGCUGUGGAAACCCCAGUUCUAGGGGGCAGAAACAGGACUUUUACAUCUCGUAAGCGCUGCAAGAACAAAGAGGAAUAUCGUCUAAAGAUUGCUCUAUAUAUUUAAAACCCACAACUAAAACACAACUGCAUAAUAGUGUUUGUUUGUUGAGAGGAUUUCCUGAGACCAGUUUGGGUCUCCCUGCAUGACAGUCCCCCAGAAACUUGGUGUGUCCUGGGCUGGACUGACACCCAGAAAACUUACCACGAUCUUGGGGUUUGGCUUUAGUUCUCUUUUCCUUGAUUUCUCAGUAGGUGCUAGAGUCCGUUCACACCCUUCACUGUGCGCGCAGACACUGAGGCACGUGGGCUCUGAAACCCACAGGUGGUUUGCAGAGAGGUGGCAUAUGAGUUUGAAAUCCAAGAGCUAUAAUUUUUAAAAAAUCUUUUAUUUUAAUACAUUGUAGGAAAUCUUCAUAAUUUGAGACAGUUCUGCAGCAUGGCUUUUUACAUCUGUAAAUAAAUAAUUUUAGAAGUCUUUUUUUUCUUUCCACAGACGACUAUUCUGAUCUAUUUUUUCCAGCCAUGUCACAAAGUGUGAAUUCCUACCAGCUAUUGACAGAAUACAGAGUUGAUUUUUUAAUAAAAAGUUAUAUAUAAUUAUCCCUUUAAUUAAAGGGAACAGAUGGGCGUUUCUAGUUUUAAGCAGGCAGGAGCUUGGGACUAGGUUUGGUCACAGCAGUGAGCACCCAAGGGUUGGCAGGGACAGUGUUACAGGCUCUUUAUUUUGCUGCUUUGAUUUUUAUUCUGUCUGUCCCUCACAUGUGCAGUGGCAGGCGUGUUUGAGUGAGCCUCCUUCCUCAUUCAUAGGAGUUCCGUGUUGACUCUGUUCCCUGAUGUCCCCACUGUCCUGUGUCUGGUAUAGGAAGCACAUGUUUAUGUAUCUGUGUGUGAUGAUAAGUUUCCUUAGAGUUUUAUGCACAUGUUUGAUCUAGAUAAAUUGUUAUAAACAUUCUAGGAAAUUCAAGAAAGUGAUGCAGUACCUAGCACAUGAAAAGACCUACGACAUGUACUUGCCAAAAGAAUGUUAGGAUCUGCUCAUGUGCAUGUCACCAUGCCAAGCCAUGCCAGCCACAGACUGAGAGGUUUCAGAGUGAGGAAUACCCUAGGGUUACUGUGGUUGUAGGUCUGGCCCGUACUCGGGGCUAUGAAGUAGGCUGUGCAGGUGACCUGCACCUCCUAGGAAACCAAGUGUCCUGCCUUUCCUCCUAGAAUAGGAAUGGUAGGGGUAGUCCUGGUUGAAGCAGGUUCCCCUGGGAAGUGCUCUCUUGCAGGCCCUGCAGAGAGGUGAGUCAGAGCAGUGCUGGGCAGAACUGACUCCUGCCCCACUGUCCCUGAUGGAACUCUCCUUCCAGAGCUAUGGAAGAGAUAUCUGGACCCCUCCCUUGGACUCUUGGGGCCAUUCCCACUCUUGAAUGCAAUGGUUGCAUUUAGAAACAGCUAGCCAGGGACCAUCCUGUGGGUCAGUAGACAAGGUGUGUCCUGGCCCCGUGGAGAGAAGUAGCUUGUGGUUCAGCUGGCACUCACUCUGCUCCAGGCUCUGACUCAGGCGUGGCAGAGCCUCAUGCUCCCUGAACCAUGCAUGGAGCAACUAGGAUCCAUUUGUCUGUUGGACAUGUUUGUAGCUUUUUUGUUUUGUUUUUUAACUUUUCUUUUUCUCAUUCCAUUUCUGCCUUAACUUUGGUUCUUCAUAGGAGGCAAGCUCAAAUUAACCUUUUGUCAUCAAACUGUCUGGCUGCCUUGGCAUGAAGGCAUUUUUUUCUUCUGGGGGUGGUGACAUGCCCUCCAGAUGGCCUGUCCUCCAGCCCUCUGGACCGAGGAAGGACCCACCCCCCCCCCCAAGGCUCUGGACAGGCAGGUCCCUUCUGUCACAUGCCACCACCUCCUUCCCCUUUUAACUGAGUCUGCCGUUGAGUUAAACCUUUAUUUCCUCUCUAGUACCCAUUUCCAAAGAGAAAGAGUGAAGUACUUUGAAGUCUGUACUUGAAAUCUGUCUGGAAGUGUUUCCUCGUUAGUUUUGGGUUUCUCCCCUGUCCCAAGGUGAAGCGCUGAGUCUUCAUUUCUUCUGUGACUGACUACAGUUCAUUUGGAGGCCCUGGACCUUUGUGGCGUCUUUGAAGCCUGGCCUCUUGCCUUCCUUUUGGAUUUUCCUUGCUUUCAUUUGAAGUUUGGGUUUGCUUUCUGUGUUCUGUACGUAUCUUGUUCAGUGUCGUCAAGGUUGAGCUUCAAGUCUCACUGCAGUGGAGCGAGCGGACAUUCUGAUCGCUGCAUUUCUUUAGAUCUCGGAGCUAAGUGUACAUAUGAGUAGUUUGCCAUGAGAUGACACAGUGUAAACAGUAGACACCCAGAAAAUCGUGACUUCUGUGUUCUCUCCAUUUGAGUAUUUUGUAAUUUUUUUGAAAUAUUUGUGGACAUAAAUAAAACCAAGCUACACUACAGCA